Haemonchus placei is the source of this 498-nucleotide messenger RNA. The record is from the annotation of a GenBank genome assembly. Lineage: Eukaryota; Metazoa; Nematoda; Chromadorea; Rhabditida; Trichostrongylidae.
AUGGCGAUCUGUACUUUUAAUGCACGAGCGCUUGCAUCGAAAGCGUGCAUCGAAGAUCUGAUGAUGCAAAACAGGAAGAUCAAGUACGACGUGGUCGGACUGACCGAGACGAGAAGGCACCGCCAGCUGCAUGCCACUUUUGAAAUGGGAGAGGGACUGUUCCUUGGAACAUGCGACAGUAGAGGUGUCGGCGGUGUAGAUGUCCUCGUCAACACGCACUUGGCCAUAAACAUCGAUUUGUACGAAAGCCUAACAACCCGAAUCGGACGUUUGCGAUUGAGAGGAUGUGGCUCAACCCCAGCUCUAACAAUCUUCGUUGCUUGCGCACCAACAUCGAGCUACAUCGAAGAACAGCUGGAAGCAUUUUAUAUAGAUCUGAAGAGGCCAUACAGAGUAGACCACACUUUCUUCAAGAUCACCGUCGGUGAUUUUAACGUCAAGAUUGGCCCUAGAGAAACGGCUGAAGAGCUUCACAUUAGGACUCACGGAAUGGAAUGA